Molecule: messenger RNA, 2540 nt
Organism: Actinia tenebrosa (Australian red waratah sea anemone)
Lineage: Eukaryota; Metazoa; Cnidaria; Anthozoa; Actiniaria; Actiniidae
Product: exocyst complex component 3
Biological process (GO): exocyst localization; exocytosis
Cellular component (GO): exocyst
Molecular function (GO): SNARE binding
Source: RefSeq, a predicted model, not a curated record
CGUUUUCAAGAUGGCGCAUGGGAGGUUGAAAUUCGACGUCUAAACUAACGAGGUUUUUGGUUCCUUAAGCUUCAGUAUUGGUGUCAGAUAUAUGCCAAUAUAUACCAUAGCUAUCUCUGGUAAUAAGUAUGUCCAUAGAUAUUCAGAAAGCAAAGGCUGAGGCCCAUGAGAAUGCAGCGAAACACGUCGCUACGAUGCUACAAAAUCCUGACAGCUUGGACAAGGUGGAACAAUGGAGAAGAAGAGUUAUGCGAAAUAAGGCUUCUGUAGAAGCUCGUCUCAAAUCUGCUGUACAGUCUCAACUAGAAGGUGUCAGGACAGGCUUGGGUCAGCUGCAAAGUGCUGUAGAAGACAUCAAGCAAAUCAAACAAAGUAUGGCUGAAGUGGAUGACAUGUUGAAGGGAGUUUCUGAUCUGUCUGAUAAACUAGAGGUCGUCAAGGCUACGCAGUAUAAACAUACUCAGUUGUCAAAGGCCUGUGAGCAUCUGAACCAUAUAUUCAAUGUCCCAGAGAAUGUUGAAAAGACCAAAACACUGAUUGCUGGCGGGAAACUCUUGAUGGCCCACAAAAGGAAACGUUAGGAAAGCAGUUAUGGAUUGUGAUGCAGAUGUUUCUGAGUACAGUGAGAAGUGAUCCUGAUCAGCUUGUUACGGCACUCAGGAUCAUUGAAAGAGAGGAACGAGCCGAUAAAAGAGCAGAGGAAAAGCUGGCUAGUACUGGGUUUUCUGUCCCUGGACGUCCUAAAGAAUGGAAGAAAAAAUGUUUUGAUGUCCUUGAACGAGCUAUUGCAUACAGGCUGGAAAGUCUUGAAAUGCAUUUAGAAGAUCGUCUUAGUGCAAAGAUGUGGCUUGUUAAACAUCUGGAAAGAUCAAGAAAACAAGUGCUGGAAGACCUGAUAAUAGUCAAGAGCCUUUGUCAGCCAUGUUUUCCUCCAAACUAUGACAUAUUUGACAAAUGUGUUAGAAUGUAUCACAAGGCAUUGUCUGCCAUGUUAGAGAAAACAGUUACUGAACAGCGUCUUGACUCCAAUGAAUGCGUCAGCCUACUUACCUGGAUCAGUGAAUAUGGGGGUAUAGAUCUUAUGAUGCAUCCAGAGCUCCAAGUAGAUGUAGCCUGUCUUGAUCCUCUUCUUUCAAAAUCUGUCUACAAGAAUUUAGUGGAAACAUACAUAACGACAACUUCCAACAAUAUCAAAGAUUGGAUGGGAAAAAUAAUUGAGACUGAUCGCAAGGAUUGGCACAACAGUUCUCUACCAGAAGCAGAUGGUGAAGGGUUCUACAACACUUCUCUUCCAAUAUUUCUCUUUCAAAUGGUGGAUCAAAAUCUUCAAGUUGCAGCUCAAACAGGAGAGGAACUCAAACUGAAGAUUUUUGAUAUUUGCAUUGAAGAAAUGCAAGACUUCCAAAGGGGUUACAGGACGGCUAUUCGUGAGUUCAAGUCAAAGCAUYUUGAAGACCGAAGUCUACCUCCAAGAUUCAUUGAAUACAUGAUCGCUAUCGUCAAUAACUGCAUGUCGUCAAUAAAAUUUACUGAGCAACUCAAGGACAGAACUCUAGCAGAAGUUGGUAAACCCACUUUUGGAGAGGACAGACUGCAAAUAUUCAAGAGUAUUGUAGACUGUUACAACAGCAUUGGCCAGGAUGGUUGCCGUUUUCUGUUGGAGGAAGUCUUUCUUGAUCUGGAACCUUUCUUUGCUCAGAUUAUGACUCCUAAUUGGUAGAAAACCAGUGUUCAGUGCUGCCUGCUCUUGCUGAAGUCAUUAAACUACAGGACACCUCCAUGAUGGCUUUAGAGAUUUCUGGUCUUGCGGCAAAGUACCCAGACUUGAGGUCUGACCAUGCAAUGGCUUUGCUGCUUAUGAGAGGAGAUGUAUGGAGGAAUGAUGCCAAAGAGAUCAUCAUGGAGACAUCACUAGCAGACAGUAAAAGGGAAAAUCAAGAAGGUGUUGAUAAAGGAUUCUUUGAUCAGAUUAUAGUCCCACCAUCUUUACUAGACAAACUGGAAACUGCUAUGAAGUCUAAACUAAGUAAAAAUAAUUGAUAAGCAGUAAUUAAAGAAAUAGUACGACUAUAUUAUUCAGGGUUCGUACAGAUUCCUCAGUGAAAAUUUACAAAAUUUUUCCAAAAGUUUCUCCAAAACAUCAGCAUUUUUAAUUAAUACAACGAAAAGAGUUCUUUGCAAGGUAGGACCUGGGCAACCAACAGAAAAAARUCAUAACUUUUCCAUAGCCCAAUGGUCGAAAAAGAAGUUUUCAAAAGUUUUCCAUGUCCUGGAAAAAUGCAUUAUUGAUUUCUAAAACUUUCCAAGACUUUUCCUAGACCUUUCCUAGACCUGUAUGAACCCUGAUUAUUGGUGAAUGAAAAUUUUUCAAAGACUGUUUCUGAAUACUCCAUUAAUUCUUAGUUUCAUUCAGUGAAAAUAAAUGUGUAGUUCCAGAAAUCAUCCAUACCCACCCCACAGAGGAAUUUGGAAUUUCCAAAGAGUAGGGGGGGUCAGAGAAAGAACAAAAUUACWGAGUUUGUAUGGAAGAAAAUUGGAAU